AUGGUACUACCAUCGAAAUUUGCUCGUGACCUAACAGAAUCAUCAUAUCGUACAAUUAACUUUAAAGAUCCGCAAGUACGCGCGCUAUUAUUAUCAUUAGGUACACGUGCAUUAGCAUUAGUUGGUUCGAUGGUUUUUAGUUAUUUUCUAAUACGUUAUGCAAUGAAAAGCAUGGAUCCAACACAUGAAGAAAAGCAACGUCAAAAAGAAUUAGCAGAAAUCAUAUCAAAGAAAAUGAAUUUACCGAAAGCGCUUGUAAAUAACUUUAAUGAAUAUGAAAUGUGUCUUUUAACAGAUUUAAUUAAUCCAAUUGAUAUUAAAGUUACAUGGCAAGAUAUUGGUGGUCUAGAUGAAAUCAUUGAUAAUGUUCGACAAACUGUUAUUUAUCCGUUACAACAUCCAGAAUUGUUUAGUCAAUCGAAAUUAUUAACCACGCCAAAAGGUGUUUUACUUUAUGGACCACCAGGAUGUGGAAAAACAAUGUUAGCAAAAGCUAUUGCAAGAGAAGCAGGUGCAAAUUUCAUUAAUCUUCAAGUUACUUCUCUUUUGGAUAAAUGGUAUGGUGAAUCUCAAAAACGUACAGCUGCAAUAUUUUCUCUGGCUAGAAAACUACAGCCAACAAUUAUCUUCAUUGAUGAAAUUGAUUCAUUUAUGCGUACACGUCAAAAUGAUGAUCAUGAAUGUACACGAAUGGUCAAAACUCAAUUUAUGACAUUAUGGGACGGUUUAGAAACUGACGCCAGUGAUCCACUAUCAAAUCGUGUUCUUAUUAUUGGUGCAACUAAUCGCGUACAAGAUUUAGAUGCAGCUAUUUUACGUCGUAUGCCAACACGUUAUCAUAUUUCAUUACCGAAUUUAAAUCAACGUAUGAGAAUAUUUGAAUUAAUAUUAUCCGAUGAACAACUCGAAAAAGAUGUUGAUCUCGAGCAAUUAGCACAACAAUCAACGAAUUAUACAGGUAGUGACAUAAAUGAAAUAUGCCGGCAAGCGGCCAUGCAACGUAUCGUCGAAUUGUGUCGUCAUCAACAAUUAAUUACGACUGAAGAAGAAUCUUUGUCUCAAUUGAGAGCUAUCAAACAAGCAGAUUUCAUUGAAGCAAUAAAAAAAGUACGAGAUAGCCAUCAACAUCAACAAUCAUUUAAUAAAUUAUUCCUUGACUGA
Molecule: messenger RNA, 1161 nt
Organism: Rotaria socialis
Lineage: Eukaryota; Metazoa; Rotifera; Eurotatoria; Philodinida; Philodinidae
Source: the annotation of a GenBank genome assembly